Molecule: messenger RNA, 4431 nt
Organism: Ricinus communis (castor bean)
Lineage: Eukaryota; Viridiplantae; Streptophyta; Magnoliopsida; Malpighiales; Euphorbiaceae
Product: protein PIR
Exons: 30
Coding region: 250-4101 (1283 amino acids)
Biological process (GO): regulation of actin filament polymerization; cell morphogenesis; regulation of translation
Cellular component (GO): SCAR complex
Molecular function (GO): small GTPase binding; RNA 7-methylguanosine cap binding
Source: RefSeq, a predicted model, not a curated record
GUCAUUGAAGUGGGAUUCAACAAAUCUCAGAGCUUGGUAGUUAGUUGUAGUCCAUAAUCAUCAUCAUCAUCAGAGCUAGUUUUAUAGCUCCGAACCAAAUUCCGAGUACGACUCACCUAACCAACCCACUGCUGAAUCGUUUUACAUUUCGCGAUCUAAACUCAUUUCCUCUCUUCUUCUAAAAGCAAGAAUGCUUUCAUAAUUCAAACAAACAAAGAGUCUAAUUCUAACUUAUUAUACAAUCAAAAAAUGGCAGUUCCAGUUGAAGAAGCCAUUGCUGCUCUUUCCACAUUCUCUUUAGAGGAUGACCAACCAGAGGUUCAAGGACCUGCAGCUCUAGUAUCAAGUGAAAGAGGAUCAACUGCUAGUCCAGUUGAGUACAUUGAUGUUUCUGCGUAUCGAUUGUCUCUUUCUGAAGACACAAAAGCUCUUAACCAGCUGAAUGCACUUAUUCAAGAGGGGAAAGGGAUGGCAUCAGUGCUUUAUACUUAUCGCAGUUGUGUCAAAGCGCUUCCUCAGCUUCCUGAUUCUAUGAAGCACAGUCAGGCUGACUUGUAUAUGGAGACAUAUCAAGUUUUAGACUUGGAGAUGAGUCGUCUGCGUGAAAUUCAGAGAUGGCAAGCAUCAGCUGCGUCUAAACUAGCGGCUGAUAUGCAGCGUUUUUCUAGGCCUGAACGGCGCAUUAAUGGUCCUACAAUAACUCACCUAUGGUCCAUGUUGAAGUUACUUGAUGUUUUAGUGCAACUUGAUCAUCUUAAAAAUGCUAAGGCCAGUAUACCUAAUGACUUCUCUUGGUAUAAGAGGACAUUCACGCAAGUCAGUAUUCAGUGGCAAGACAUUGAUUCGAUGAGGGAGGAGCUAGAUGACUUACAGAUUUUCUUAAGCACAAGGUGGGCUAUCUUGUUGAACUUGCAUGUUGAGAUGUUUCGUGUGAACAAUGUAGAAGACAUUCUUCAGGUUCUCAUAGUAUUUGCUGUGGAGUCAUUGGAGUUGGAUUUUGCGCUUCUAUUUCCAGAGAGACACAUUCUUCUGCGUGUUUUACCUGUUCUUGUUGUUCUAGCAACAUCAUCAGAAAAAGACAGUGAAUCGCUGUACAAGAGAGUGAAAAUCAACAGGCUGAUUAAUAUUUUUAAGAAUGAUCCAGUGAUUCCUGCAUUCCCAGAUCUUCAUCUUUCUCCUGCUGCAAUUUUGAAAGAAUUGUCUAUGUACUUUCAGAAGUUUUCUUCACAGACUCGUCUUCUAACCCUUCCAGCACCUCAUGAACUUCCACCCCGGGAAGCACAAGACUAUCAGAGACAUUAUCUUAUCAUCAAUCACAUAGGAGCUAUUCGUGCUGAGCAUGAUGAUUUUGCAAUUCGAUUUGCUUCAUCCUUGAACCAGUUGUUGUUGUUAAAGUCAACAGAUGGCGCGGACAGUGAGUGGUGCAAAGAAGUCAAGGGAAAUAUGUAUGAUAUGGUUGUUGAAGGGUUCCAGCUUCUAAGUCGAUGGACUGCACGCAUUUGGGAACAAUGUGCAUGGAAAUUUUCUCGUCCAUGUAAAGAUGCAAUUUCUUCUGAUGCAAAUGGAGCUUCUGCAUCAGUUUCUGACUAUGAGAAGGUGGUUAGAUAUAACUACAGUGUCGAAGAAAGGAAAGCUCUUGUUGAACUCAUUAGCUACAUAAAGAAUGUUGGAUCAAUGAUGCAUCGAUGUGACACAUUAGUAGCUGAUGCCUUAUGGGAAACAAUACAUGCUGAGGUUCAAGAUUUUGUGCAAAACACGUUGGCCACCAUGUUGCGAACUACUUUUAGAAAGAAGAAGGACCUUUCAAGGAUUCUUUCUGAUAUGCGGACUCUUUCAGCAGACUGGAUGGCAAAUACAAGCAAGCCUGAAGAGUUACAAUCCCAUGGAGGUGAGGAUAGUAAAGGGAGCUUCAUUUAUCCAAGGUCAGUCGCACCAACAGCUGCGCAGGUGCACUGCUUGCAAUUCCUGAUAUAUGAAGUCAUAUCUGGUGGUAAUCUUCGGAAACCUGGGGGGCUCUUUGGUAAUAGUGGGUCUGACAUUCCUGUAAAUGACAUGAAGCAUUUGGAGACUUUCUUUUACAAGCUUAGUUUCUUCCUGCAUAUGUUGGAUUACUCCGUGACCAUUUCAACUUUGACGGAUCUUGGUUUCUUAUGGUUUAGAGAAUUUUAUCUGGAAUCUUCUCGUGUUAUUCAGUUUCCCAUUGAAUGCUCUCUUCCAUGGAUGUUGGUAGACCAUGUGCUUGAAUCCCAGAAUGCAGGCCUUCUUGAAAGUAUUCUGAUGCCAUUUGAUGUCUACAAUGAUUCAGCUCAGCAAGCGCUGGUCAUGCUGAGGCAGAGAUUCCUCUAUGAUGAAAUUGAGGCUGAGGUGGACCACUGUUUUGAUUUGUUUGUUUCAAAGCUGAGCGAGAUUAUUUUUACAUAUUACAAGAGCUGGGCAGCAAGUGAACUACUUGAUCCAUCAUUCCUUUUUGCCUUGGACAAUGGAGAGAAGUACUCUGUCCAGCCUAUGCGGUUCACUGCUCUAUUUAAAAUGACUAGAGUAAAGUUGCUUGGGAGGACCAUUAAUUUAAGAAGCUUGAUUGCUGAACGGAUGAACAAAGUAUUCAGAGAAAAUCUUGAGUUUCUUUUUGACCGUUUUGAGUCCCAAGAUUUAUGUGCAAUUGUGGAAUUAGAAAAACUACUGGAUAUCUUAAAGCAUACUCACGAGCUGCUUUCUGAAGAUCUUUCAAUAGAUUCAUUUGGUCUCAUGUUGAAUGAGAUGCAAGAAAACAUAUCACUCGUGUCAUUUUCUAGUCGACUUGCUUCUCAGAUUUGGUCAGAGAUGCAAAGUGAUUUCCUGCCAAACUUUGUUCUUUGCAAUACCACUCAACGUUUUGUACGAUCAUCAAGAGUUCCGCUUGCUCCUGUUCAAAAACCAUCAGUUCCCUAUGCCAAGCCCAAUUUUUAUUGUGGCACUCAGGAGCUGAAUUCUGCGCAUCAGAGUUUUGCUCGCUUGCACAGUGGGUUCUUUGGAAAUCCCCACAUGUUUUCUGUUGUUAGACUUCUGGGAUCCAGAUCCUUGCCUUGGCUUAUCCGAGCUCUACUAGAUCAUAUAUCAAACAAGCUAACUGCACUUGAACCUAUGAUUAUGGGAUUACAAGAAGCAUUGCCAAAAUCUAUUGGACUGCUUCCUUUCGAUGGGGGUGUCCCAGGUUGUAUGAGGCUUGUCAAAGAAAAUCUUAAUUGGGGGACAAAAUCAGAGCUCAAAGCAGAGGUUCUUCGAGGGAUAAAGGAGAUUGGAAGUGUAUUAUAUUGGAUGGGACUUCUUGACAUAGUAUUGAGGGAAGUUGAUACCAAGCAUUUCAUGCAAACAGCUCCUUGGCUGGGCUUGGUUCCUGCAGCAGAUGGGCAGAUACUGCAUUCUCAAGAUGGUGGGGACAGUCCUCUUGUCAACCUUUUCAAAUCGUCAAUCACUGCAAUGGUAUCCAACCCUGGGUGCCCAAAUCCGUCGACUUUCUUCACCAUGUCAAAGCAGGCAGAAGCUGCAGAUCUUUUGUACAAGGCCAACUUGAAUACUGGAAGUGUGCUGGAAUAUGCUCUUGCUUUUACUAGUGCAGCACUUGAUAAAUACUGUACCAAGUGGAGUGCUGCUCCCAAGACAGGGUUCAUUGACAUAACAACUUCUAAAGAUUUCUACCGUAUAUAUAGUGGCCUUCAAAUUGGAUACCUGGAGGAGUCUGAUAAACAAUCAUUUAAUAAUCAUGAAGUGCUGGGUGAUUCAGUUGCCUGGGGCGGCUGCACUAUAAUAUACUUGCUUGGGCAACAGCUGCAUUUUGAGCUUUUUGAUUUUUCGUAUCAAGUCCUCAAUGUUGCUGAGGUGGAGGCUGGAUCCCUCUCACAAAUGCAUAGGAAUCCUCAUCUUUCUCAGGGGUGGGAAAGCUUACUGGAAGCAAUGAAGAAAGCGAGAAGAUUAAACAAUCAUGUUUUCUCCAUGCUAAAAGCACGUUGCCCGUUAGAAGACAAGACAGCUUGUGCUAUCAAGCAAAGCGGUGCCCCUCUGCAUCGGAUUAAGUUCGAGAAUACUGUUUCUGCAUUUGAAACACUGCCCCAAAAGGGUGCCUGAAUGACUCCUUUGAUGCCUUGAGCUUCAGUUGCUUUGCUGUUCAUCAGAUAAUAUGUUCAUGACCACACAGGAUUUCCAGGUUGUAGUUGCUAGAAUGUUUCCUGAAAUGUAUGUCCGAGAUUAAACUGAAUUUGUAUAGCCUACCCUUGCAGGGGAGGUUGGGCCGACUCCUAUUUGUAAUUUAACAACAGGUGUCUGUAUAGUUAAAAAUGUAGUGAACAUUGGAGUUUGUUGACUGUUCUUACAGUAGUUCGUUUUUGGCACUUCAGUUUUCUUUUGCUUUACAAUUUUGCAAUGAGAAAUAGAGAAAGAGAUUUACUAAUUGCUUUA